Molecule: messenger RNA, 1227 nt
Organism: Spodoptera exigua (beet armyworm)
Lineage: Eukaryota; Metazoa; Arthropoda; Insecta; Lepidoptera; Noctuidae
Source: the annotation of a GenBank genome assembly
UCAUGACAACCGUGUGAAACCGAAACGAUCGAAAAAAUAUAAUUUCAAACGAUUCAAUAAAUGCCGAAGUAUCUUGUGAUAUAAGCAUUGAAGAAAUGAUUGUGUUUAAUUUAUGGUCAGUGUUACAGUGGUAUCUUCGACCUUUCAUUAAAUGGUUUCUUAGAAAAACGACGAAGUUGUGUGAGCUACAGAGGAUUUGUUACGGUGACAAACCGGGGGCAGAAAGAACCCGUAAUGUAGAGAAAUCAUUGAUGCAAUCACGCACCAGAGAUGUGAAAGAGGUCGUAGCUUACUUAGACGGCGUGGUGUAUGAGAGAAGAUUCAUACCGCGCUAUUUUCGUGACAUUUUAGACCCCUCGAUUGGUAUCAUAUUGAGGGUGAAAAAAAUAAACCCAAAGCUUCAUGGUACGUUUGUCGUAUCAUUUCGAAGAUGCUUAGAACAAAUUUGGAGUUACAGAAGUUUAGUAGACCAAGUGGAACUACUGAGACAGACCCAGUAUGAUAGCACUAAUGAUGAUCAUGAGGAUAAGUUGCUGAAGUUAUGGUCUUUGUUAGUGCCUGACACUCCUCUUGAGGCAAGAGUGACAAAACAGUGGCAGCAUAUAGGAUUCCAGGGUGAUGAUCCAAAAACAGAUUUCCGUGGUAUGGGACUGCUUGGUCUAGAAAACCUGUUAUAUUUUGCCACAGAAUAUCCUCAAGUAUCAAGCCAUGUUCUUAGCCACUCGCUACAUCCCAAAUAUGGCUACACUUAUGCUAUUGUUGGUAUAAAUAUCACAUCUAUGGCUUACUAUUUAUUGAAAGACGGAUCUGCAAAAACUUACAUGUUCAAUGCAAAACAAAAUUUACCUAAUGUUAACUUAUUUCACAAAUUCUAUUGCUAUUUAUUCUAUGAAUUUGAUAAAAUGUGGAUAGAAUCAAAACCUGCGAAUAUAAUGGAGUUCUCAGAUAUUUUUAAGAAAUUUGAGAAUGCAGUGCGCAUUGAACUGGCAGACCCUGCUUCAGUAUUUAGGAUAAAUGUUGAAGUAGAUAAUGUAUGAGUUUUUCUGAAAGUAUUGUGUUAAAAAAAAGUAAUUCUAACAAUUAGAGAGAUGACACAAACAUUUUCGAGCUCAGUACAUAAGACUGAGUUAUAGUAAAAUGUGAUACUUAAUCGCCUUAUAGCUUUAUUUGCUUAUAUUUUCCACUGGUAAUGUUAAUAUGGUCAUGUAAGGAAAGUAUUUUUUUUUU